GGCUUAGCAACAUAACAACAGUGAGGACAGGUGCUCUGAAAUCUUGGAGUAGAAUUUCUAAUAUAUUUGGCAUAAAUAUACAGCGAUCAAAAUGGGAGGAUGUUUAGCAAGGGCUACACAUUGGACCUCCGCCACUGGAGGAGGAGGAAAGAUGAAACUGGAAUACAACUCAAAAAAUCAGUCAAUCCUAAAUAACAUAAUCCAGUUCAUGGAAGGAUUCACUGCUAGUCAUCCAGAAGAAGCUAAACUUGUGUUUAAAUCAGCAAUGAAAUGGACGACAGAAUUAACACUGGAUGAUUUCACCUCAGGAUAUGAAGAAAAGAGUGGAAAUGACAAAGUUUCAACAGAAACAAGCAAAGAUGGUAACCCUCUGUUGACGAUACGUCGCACUGAUGAUGGCUGCGAGAUAAGUGUCUACACAAUGGAACAACUGGAGAAUGUUCUGAAUAUAGCUGGAGACAAUAAACUUAGAGAAUGUAGAGCGUGCUUAGAAGCCAACCGUGAUCCUCCAAAGACUAUGUUGGGUGAUCGAUUUGCGACUGUUGAUGGCGAUGACAACUCUACCAAAAGAUACAUGGAGGAGAUCAUUGGAAACAAGCCUAAAGAUGAUGACGACAAUGAGGAUGCCAAGGAGGAAUAUGAACAAAAGAUGUGUGGACUCAAACUGCUCAUGAUUAUGCAACGCUUUGAUGAGAAGUUAAUGUCUGAAACUCUGAAAGAAAUCAUAAAUGAUGUGCGUCUCACUCCUGAAGUGGUUGAGAGAGAGGUUGGGCAGAUCCAGAGAUUCCAAGGAGUAGAUGAAGAAAAUACUGCAUUGGAACAAAUAGAUUAUCUAGAAUCACUUAAAUUCAAGUUCAGCAAUGGAUGUCGGGCCCCACCCUGGCGUCAGGUUCAUGGUGACAUCUGUUAUCUUGAUGUCAGACCACAUGACACCGACUACUUCUGUGUCACAGCAUCAGCCAGUGGUUACUAUGUGAACAAGGGUAUGGAUAAGGAGAAGAAUGAGUUGAACUUUAACAGGGAUGGAGAUGACGUCUUCAGGGACCUUGUAACAAUCAUCAAAUCAAAGUCACCAAAGUUUGCAGAAAUGAUGGAGAAAGAGGACUUCCAACCUAUUGAACAAGAGAGGGACAAUAAUAUCGACUUUGAGAGUGAACAGAGAGAGGAACAGAAGAUGGACACACUAAAUGAGAGCAAGAACAAGAAACAACAACAGGAGAACGACAGAAAAGAGAAAGAUAAGAAGAAACAAAGUGAAAAGAAGAAGAAACUUGAACCAUCUUUAAAAUGGAAGAAUUUGGGCAUGGAAGAUUAUAUUGAAGAAGAAGAAGAUGGAACUCAAAAGAGGAAAACUGGCCCAAGACGUUCACCCAAGAAAUCAUCACGUGGGAAAUCAAGUAAAACCCCCAUAGAAGCAGAAGAUUCAUUUAGUGAGAGCUCUUCAGAAUCGGAGGAGGAAGAGGAAGCUCCUGAUCGUCGGAAUGAGGCCAACUCAGAUCUUCCAUCAGAAUAUUGGCAAAUACAAAAGCUUGUCAAGUACCUCAAGGGAGGUAACCAGACUGCCACAAUCAUUGCACUGUGCUCUAUGAGAGACUUCAACCUACAGCAGGAGACAUGUCAACUUGCAAUACGUGAUGUGGGGGGACUUGAGGUCCUCAUUAACCUACUGGACACUGAGGAUAUCAAAUGCAAGAUUGGUUCUCUCAAGAUACUCAAAGAGAUCUCAAAGAAUACGCAGAUCCGUAGAGCUAUAGCUGACCUUGGGGGCCUACAGACAAUGGUGAAAAUCUUGCGUGAUCCCAAUAAGCAAUUGAAAUGUCUCGCAGCAGAAACAAUAGCAAAUGUAGCUAAGUUCAGACGAGCAAGACGCACAGUCCGACAACAUGGAGGAAUAAAGAAAUUGGUUGGUCUGUUAGAUUGUAGCCCUCAGUCUGUGAUGGCAAACAACAAAGAACAAGAUGUGGAGGUCGCUCGUUGCGGAGCCCUGGCACUGUGGAGCUGCAGCAAAAGUACAAAGAACAAACAGGCAAUGAGGAAGGCUGGGGCGAUACCUCUCUUGGCUAAACUUCUCAAGUCCACACAUGAAGAUAUGUUGAUCCCAGUAGUGGGGACAUUGCAGGAGUGUGCAUCUGAGGCUAGCUACAGACUGGCUAUUAGAACAGAAGGAAUGGUGGAGGAUCUUGUCAAGAACUUAAAAAGUGAGAACCAAGAGUUGCAGAUGCAUUGUGCAAGCGCCAUCUUUAAGUGUGCUGAGGAAAAAGAGACCCGUGAUCUUGUACGGCAAUAUGGUGGCCUUGACCCUAUGGUAUCACUACUCAACAAUGGUGACAACAAGGAACUACUUGCUGCUGCAACAGGAGCCAUAUGGAAGUGCGCAAUUAGUCCAGAAAAUGUUCAGCGAUUCCAAGAACUGAAAGCUAUAGACUUAUUAGUAGCUCUAUUAAAUGACCAACCUGAGGAGGUUUUGGUAAAUGUGGUGGGUGGACUUGGGGAGUGUGCUAAAGAUCCACCAAAUAGAACAGCCAUAAGAAAAGCGGGAGGUAUACCCCCAUUAGUGAAUCUCUUAACUGGUACAAAUCAAGCCUUAUUGGUGAAUGUGACAAGAGCUGUUGGUGAAUGCGCAGAAGAAUCUGAUAAUAUGAUUAUAAUAGACAAACUAGAUGGAGUGAGGUUACUCUGGUCAUUGCUCAAGAAUCAAAACCCAGAGGUACAAGCUAGCGCAGCAUGGGCCAUAUGUCCUUGUAUAGAAAAUGCUAAGGAUGCUGGUGAAAUGGUUCGUUCAUUUGUUGGAGGCUUAGAGUUAAUUGUGAGUCUCCUGAAAUCUGAAGACAAAGAGGUUUUAGCCAGUGUAUGUGCUGCCAUAGCCAAUAUAGCAAAUGAUGAAGAAAAUCUUGCAGUUAUAACAGAUCAUGGGGUCGUUCCUAUGUUAGCUAAACUUACAAAAACACCUGAUGACAGAUUAAGACGGCACCUAGCUGAAGCAAUCUCACGGUGCUGUAACUGGGGCAAUAAUCGAGUAGCAUUCGGUGAGGCUGGGGCAGUGAGUCCCCUGGUAAGGUACCUAGACUCUAAGGAUGAAGCCGUACAUAGAUCAACAGCGAAAGCCCUUCAUCAACUCUCCAAGAAUCCUGACAACUGUAUCACGAUGCAUGAAGCUGGGGCGGUAAAGCCCCUAAUGGCCAUGGUUGGAUCUCAAGAUGAAAUUCUACAGGAAGCCGGAGCAAGAUGUAUUAGAAACAUUAGACGAUUAGCACUGGCUAAUGAGAAGUCACGGCAUGGAUAGAUGGCGUUACUUUCAAUCUCAAUCCAAUAUUAUGGAAAUGAUGUAGCAUAUAGACAUUUAUUUAUGAAAGAAAUGCCAUGUCAAUUUUUGUAUUAAGAUAGGGGGUGACUUAAAACCCAGUAUAUUUCCAAUAGAGGUUCAAUAUCAGACCUCUAAAUGUUUAAUGCUUUAAAUUAUUCCGUCCAAUUGAAUUUUAACACAACUUACAUUUUGUCAUCCCAACUGUAUUCAAUGACUGCAUUGAUGUGAUCUUUAUGUUUCCAAUGUUUGCCAAAUAAACAACAAUUUGAACAACAAUGUACACAACAAAGAUAUGUAAUCACAGGUUAUACUGUAUUUGUUAUAUUAUUAAAAGUAUACAAAAUUACAACAUGAUUUUUAAGUACAUUGCAAAUCUUCUGAAAUCUGAAGGAGGUUAACAGAACUCAGACUGACAAAAUUACUUCUAUACUGUCAUUGUUCCAUGUUUUCACCUUUAGUCUUUUCAUGGUUCUUCAGCAUGGUCUGUAGUAUUGUCAUUGUCAAUCUAACAUUCCUGAAUACACGGAUACAUUCUCAAGUCAAUGUUAUACUCACAUGAUUUAGUGUUACAAAAAUUAUUAUGUAAAAAUAUAUUACCCAAUUGAUCCUAUUUUUAUAUACAGAUAUAUACAGAUUUUGACAAAAUUGAGAAUCGGAUGAUUCACAUGGGAUCUAAUUUAUUGUUACAUAGGCCUAUCAUCAGAUCAUGUUAGUUAUAUUAAACACAAUUAUUGAUAUUAGAGUUCUAAUAUAUUGUAAAUACUGUUGGAUUAUCAAUUUAUAUCAUAAUUUUCAUGCAGCAUUCAAUAGACAUAAUGUGAAUAAAAAAAUUAUAUUUUGUAAUCAUGACUUCUGUGCUUUGUAUUGGCAGGUUAAAGUUUUGAUUUUAUGCAUAUAGGGCAAAGGGGUUAAACUUUGACACCAUUUUGGGGUAACUUCGA
Owenia fusiformis is the source of this 4245-nucleotide messenger RNA. NCBI's taxonomy places the organism in Eukaryota, Metazoa, Annelida, Polychaeta, Sabellida, Oweniidae. The record is from the annotation of a GenBank genome assembly.